AUGGCCCCUCCAAGGUGGACGACGGCAGCGGAACUUUCGUGGCUGCAAAACAAAGUGCCAACAUACCUUCAGAUGCAGAAAGAAAAGACAAUACUAGAGCCAAGCCAAAACUCACCUGACAAGGACACCGAGAUCGACGAAUCUGGUCUUGACUUGGCUAAUGACGAGGUCAACACUGAGUUGGACCAUGAAAACAGUGUGAGCGACAGGGAAAAACUCUCCCAGUUGGAUGCAGAGCAGACAGAGGUGCUCAAUGCUGCCAUCAAGCAUCGACAUAAAAAAUUGCGGGAGUGGUUUCGAAACAAUACCAAAGGAAAAACUACACCUGGCGGGACCUCAACUAGCAAGAUCCUAUCUACGUUGCUUGGCCAGCGUGCACGAGGCACCCGAGACCUCAAAGAAGUCGAGGUGUACUCGCAAAUUCACUAUGAAUCUAAAGUCAAGCCCUUAGUUUCCGAUGACAUUAAGGAAAACAACCUUGUACUACCUGAUCAGAAGCUUCGUGCUAUCCGGCAGCACACAAGCGAAUGUUUUGCAAAUGAGUCAGAGGAUGUAAAGGAUGAGGUUCAUGAUGAGACUGUGCGGAUCAAUGCUGCCAGAAAGUUGGGAUCAGUUGCGGUGGGUCAAGAUCUGACAAAAGAGGAAAUUUACCGUGCCAUUCAAGAGCUGCCCAUCGUGUUGGGUCAAAUAUUUGAAGAGCUUUCAACUCUCACGGGUGGAUGGCACUACUCACUUGUUAUGGGUGGGCCUGACCCUCUAUGCGAAGGUGAUAUCAUGACGUUAAGUUAUCACCACGGUAAAUCCCUGGAGGGUUUGAGCUUCAAGACAUCGACACCAAACUUCCAUGAACAAUAUUUAUUACUGUUUGAAAAACACCUGGGUCGCAUCUAUGGGUCAGUUCCCACUUCCGCAUCCAGUUCACCUCCUCCGUCAACUGUCAACCUCAUUUCGCCAUCCGCACCCAGUGCGCCUCCUCUAUUGACUAUGGAUUUCAUUUCAACAUCUGCACCCAGUGCGCCUCCUCUAUUGACCAUGGACCUUUCGACAUCCACACCCAGUGUGCCUCCAUGGACCAUGGACCUAAUUUCGCUAGACCAGCCGUCAGACCAGUCAAGUGCCCACCUACUUCAAGGGCAGGAGUUCAAUACUUCUGGUCUGGUACUUGAUCCACCCCAAUGGAAUGGAUGGCAAAGUCACCCGGACCCCAACCCAUCUUACAUGUCUUCAAUGGCUCCAGACUCGCCGAUCACUGCUUGGAGAAGGGACUAUGGGUUCAAUGGAAAUGCGACUAUGUCUGCCGCACUCCCAAGCGCCAUCAUGCAGCCUCAACUGCCAUAUUCCAAUGCAUUGCCCACGCAUGACCUUCCACUUACAGGCACAAUCCCAUUGCUCCAUCAACAUUCACUGCCAGUCUCUUUACCUGAACCUGCGCUGCCGGUCUCUUUACCCAAUCAUGUGCUGCCGGUCUCUUUACCUGAACCUGCCCUGUCAGUCUCUUCACCACAAACUGUGCAGCCGGUCUCUUUGCCACAGCCUGUGGAGCCAGUUGCCUUGCCACAACCCGCGCUGCCACUCGAACCUGACCAGGUCAUGUUGGCGCAUAAUUCAAAGCCGUUGACAUCCUCCAAACACACCAUUGCAACCCAAGCUAGGCGCUCGGGAUGCCCAGGACGUCCUUCAACUCGAGCAGAGGAAGCUAACAAAAUUGGUGAUACCAGCUCACAGCAAGUGACGAAGGCGGCACCUAAGAGAAAGCAGAACGCGGUACAGCCCCAUGCUUCAGAGUCUCGAAAAAAGUCUCGGAAAUGA
This is a messenger RNA of Suillus plorans, 1809 nucleotides long. RefSeq lists its product as uncharacterized. The record is from RefSeq and is a predicted model, not a curated record. The transcript has 6 exons. The coding region runs from base 1 to 1809 and encodes 602 amino acids. NCBI's taxonomy places the organism in Eukaryota, Fungi, Basidiomycota, Agaricomycetes, Boletales, Suillaceae.